UUCGAGCUGUCAAACUGUCGCCAUCUUGAUUUUCAUUCGUAUAUUUUUUUCAGCUACGAGAACACCGCCAUUGUGAAAAGUUGACACACAUCGGAAAGCACUUCCUCCACGAUCGCCGCGCCGCGCCGCACGUAGUCCCGGAAGUCUUCGCACGCCCCAGACGGUCGGCCAAGAGUUGCCCCAGACGGUCAGCCGCGCCGCACGACUCCCUUCUGCCACUUUCCCCAGACAGUCAGCCACGGAUUUCCUUGACCCCGGAAGUUCCGGCCGGAAGUGUUUCCACGCUCAUUCCCAUUUACCUGGAGCUGUGGCCAACCCGAUCCGCAUCGCACGGUGAAGUCCCUCCCGGAAGACGGUCAGCCGCGUCACGGAUUUCCUUGCCCCGGAAGCUGCAGCCGAGGACAGCCGGUAAAUAGAUCCGCGUCUUUGUGCUCUGCCCCGUCCAAAACGGUCUGCCGCGCCACGGUCCAAGAUUAGUGACCGACCGUAACACGACCAAGAGUUGCAUCAGGGGGCCAGCCGCAUCGCACGUUUUAAUCCUUCCCGGAAGACUCCGCAAGGAUUGUGGCCUGCCGCAGAACUACUCCUCUUCUGCCACUUUCCCCAGACGAUCAGCCGCGUCCUUGUCCCCGGAAGCUGCAUUCGAGGACAGCCGGUAAACAGAUCGGCGUCUUUGUGCACUGCUCCGUCCAAAACGGUCAGCCGCGCCACGGUCCAAGAUCACCGCGCCGCAUGUUGUAGGCCUUCCGGAAGUCUUCUCCCGCUUUGUGGCCAGCCCGUAACACGACCAAAAGUUGCUCCAGACGGUCAGCCGCGCCGCACGUUGUAGUCCCAGCCGGAAGUUUUUGCAAGGUCAGUCGCGCCGCGGUCCCGGGGAUUCCAGAUCGGCGCUUCUUCAUUGCAGGAUGGACUCGUACGAAGAUAUGAUCGUUGAGGAUCUCAACGAAGAGGUGCUCAACGAAGAGGUGCUCAAUGAAGAGGUGCUCGAAGAAAACUCACCCCAGGUACCCAGCAGCAGUGAAAUUGUGACAACGCAAUCCAACGUUACGCAACAAUCAGAACCAGCUGGACAAGCAUUGAAAAGAACGUCCGUGGAAGUAAACGGGGUAGUAUAUUUGCUGCCACCUGCAGAUAUACCUGACGAUGAGGCUGCUGAGUUGAUACGGCUGGUGCAAACGGAAGGCUUAAAGGCUGAUGUUAAAGUUGUCUUGAAAUACUGGGGUCUUGCCAACCUAAUUCCUAACUUGACACACCAUCAAAUAAAUGAUGUACCUACACUCAUUCUGAUAUUGCCGGAAGAUGUCGAUCAGAUUACAAACAUCGUCGGCCUGAGGGUUCGAAUGCGCCACAUGAUCCAGUACAUGAAAAUCAACUACGGCUACGAGCCAUCCAGUUCCGAAGCACAGAAAAACCUACCGACGCAUCCUAUUGCCAACCUUAAACAGCUCCUGCUAAGCUCUCCACGUGGCAAAAUGAUCCUAGCAGAGUACCAUCGAAAUGAAUGCCUGAUUAACGGUACUCGGAAUCAUCUCGUUGAAAUUCUUUGCCAGGCUGCUGAUGAGCACAACAUUGACAUCAGUCAUAAUUUUUAUAAAAUAAUGGCUAAAAAGAUUGAAGCGCUGUUCCCCAAAGAAAAGGAGAUCAUCUACUACAUACCUUCGAAAACCGGUGAAAACUCAGCACGCGCUGGCGGCAAGUUCAUGCAACGCAGGUCCAAAGUUAUGAAGUUACUAAAGCAGCCCGACGUUACCACUGCCACCAAGCCUCAGAAGGAAAAGGUCGCAACGAACUGUCCAGCAGAUUAUGAACUUCAAGAAGAAUCGAGGAAAUGGUUGGUGAACGCGCGAACUCCAAUUAAGCUUGUUAUCGAACAUUGGACAAAAUGUCACGAAAUCAGGAACUCCCUCAUCGUGUCGGCGAAGUCUCUCCAAGAGGUGGUCGAUAAUUACCCGAUCCUUACGACUGCACUGGGAGGAAGUUUACUGAUGCGCGAUUUUGACAAGCGGUGGCCCGGAAGCCGGGACAAGUAUUUCGGAAAUUUUCCGAAAUUGCUUGAUACCGUUCAUUUGCUCUUCGACCGACUAACAUUUUUGGACAAUCAGCAUUUGGCAGUGAAGUAUCAGAAAGCCCAAAAUCAUGAGGAGAAGAACUUCAUCAUUGCACAACUCAUGACCUCCUUCGUCCCAAAGAUUGGUAAAAUAACCAAAUCGUGGAAGCCGAGCUUGGCGGAAGCAUCCAAAGGGUUCAUUCUCCGAGCACAGACUGACUAUCACGAUAGCAGGAAACAAAGCCGGUUAGCUUUUUUAGCCGAAUCCAAUUCCGGCCUUUGAAAAUUUAGUGACUGUGACUCAAAUUCACAAAAACGAAUCGAUUUGUCCGACUCCGACCUCAACAACAACAACUGCAAACUAGCCGACUCGGACUUCAGCACCGUUUCUGGAGAUUUCGACUCCGACAUUUCAGAAUUAUGACGUCUUUUCUGACUCUGUGUAUUGCGCUUAACUGACUUUGACUGACUUCGACAAUUCCUUGACCCUACAGAAGCACUUUUCAAUACAAUAUUUUUUUGACAAUAAAAACUACGAAAUUUCUCGUU
Culex quinquefasciatus (southern house mosquito) is the source of this 2596-nucleotide messenger RNA. RefSeq lists its product as uncharacterized. The coding region runs from base 906 to 2330 and encodes 474 amino acids. Lineage: Eukaryota; Metazoa; Arthropoda; Insecta; Diptera; Culicidae. The transcript has 12 exons. The record is from RefSeq and is a predicted model, not a curated record.